AUGGCUAGAAUCUCCUCCCAGGCCAUGGUGCUCACUGCUGGCUCGUCCAAGCGGAAUGAGCCUCUUCAUGGAAUGACGCUCUCGUCAGUAUGCUCACUCUCAGUGUAUCCAACACCAUUGCUUCAGUUCAAUCUACAUCUUCCAUCAUAUACUUCCUCAUCGCUCCACGCCAACGAUGGCUUGCUUUGCUUGCAUGUGAUGCCUCCAACGGAGAAGUCGGUGUUUUUAAGCCGAACUUUCGCCAGUGGUAUCAAGAAGGACCCUGAGCACUUCGAGGUCAAGCCAGAUGACGGCGAGAUAUUUCACGAAAUGACCACGCCAUUCUCCUCGAUCGCCAAUGAUGACUACAAGUUGCAUCGUGUCGAAAACGGCAUUGACGUGCCGGUGUUGGCUGAGCUGGAGGUUGCAUUCGUGUGUAAAAAGAAAGAGGUGUUCACGGUCGACAAUCAUGAGAUUUGGGUGGUGAAAGUGUUGGAUGUGCUCUUCCCGAACGGAAGGUUCAAGCACGAGAAAUCGGGCGGUCUACUAUACUUUGACAGAGGCUUCCAUACAGUGGGCAGCCCUGUUCGCGAGCCAGAAUAG
Messenger RNA from Sungouiella intermedia, 582 nucleotides. Lineage: Eukaryota; Fungi; Ascomycota; Pichiomycetes; Serinales; Metschnikowiaceae. The record is from the annotation of a GenBank genome assembly.